AUGCAGACCCCAGAGGAAAUAGACAGGGAGAACAGAGAUAGAAGAAAUGCAUAUAAUCAGGAGAAAUAUCAAAAGGCGCUUAAAGACCCCGAAGCAAGAAAAGCGCUGAGAGAGAGGAAGAACAAAAGUGCACGGGAUAUAAAGGAAGCGCUGCGUAGGAACCACCCCGAAGCAGCGGAAGCAAAAAGACUGGAAUACAAUAGAAUGCAGCGGGAAAGACGUGAAGAUCCCCAGAGCAAGGCAAAGACAGCUCUUUAUGAUGUAGAAUAUAGGAAUCCGCUGAACAACCCUGAACUAGGGAAAAUCCGCCGGGAGCGGAUAGCAAGUAAUGGUAGGAAGAGUUAUCAUGAAAGAUCGGGAGAAAAUCAAGCAGCAGUAUCCGAGAGCAACGAUGGCUCCGCAUUGCUUACAAGCGAGGAUUAUUCCGCAGAUACGGGAUGGUCUGACGACGAAGAAUUCUCAAAAUUAACGCUGUCGCAUCCUCAUCCUUCUGCAAGCCCUGGCGUGUAUGAAUCUGCAGAAGUCGCAGCAUCGUUUCCGACAAACGAAGGCAAUUCACGUUUGCCUGCGACCGACUCUGGAUUUGCAUCGUCGAGACACGAAAAUCAAUACCCGCCGCCUAACAGAAAUAGUACCGCAGAAUCCGAAAGCAGGGACAAUUACGCAUCACCUGAAACCGAUUUAUACUCUGCAUCGCCUAAAAACAAGUACUAUUCCCGAGAAACUGGCAAACACAGUCCCGCAGGAUCAAAAAGCGGACAUGUUUACACACCACCUGCAACCGCGUCACACCCUGCACCACCUGUACAAAGCUAUGACUCUACAUUGAAUACGACCAAGUAUGCUUCUGGAGAACCCAUUUGGGCCUAUGAAAAUAAAACUGAUCAAGAGCUCAGUGUACCGUCGGUUAAAAUUCGGGAUCGUGAGGGUGUAUGGUGGCCAAUCAGUCAUCCUAGAUUCACAGACCGAAGCCACGAAUAA
Botrytis porri is the source of this 981-nucleotide messenger RNA. RefSeq lists its product as uncharacterized. Lineage: Eukaryota; Fungi; Ascomycota; Leotiomycetes; Helotiales; Sclerotiniaceae. The transcript has a single exon. The record is from RefSeq and is a predicted model, not a curated record. Bases 1 to 981 code for a protein of 326 amino acids.